AUGAUUUAUGAUCUGAUCAUUGUUGGAGCCGGUCUAACUGGUCUUUGCGCUGCUCGAACUUUAUUAAAAACUGGUCAUGAAAAUAUUAGUUUUAAAAUAUUAGAAGCGCGAGAUCGUGUGGGUGGUCGCACACAAAAUCAACAUUUUCAACUGGGUUCCCACUCUACAGUAGUUGACAUCGGUGGCCAAUGGAUCGGACCAUCACAGAAUAAUGUACUAAACCUAAUUCAAGAAUUGGAAGGACUUGAACUAGUGGAACAAACAUGGGUGACGAAAAAAAGUGGAGCUGGAGAGCCGGGACUCUAUGAAGUAUUGAGAAGAAAACCAUUAACGUUGGAAGAAAAUCAAGAAGUAAUUGAGAUAAAUAGAAGAUUAGAGCAAAUGGCAUUGUUAUUAACGGUGGAAGAACCAUUUAAAUGUGAGCAAGCAAAUAAAUGGGAUCUGAUAUCCAUUGGAGAAUAUUUCAGACAAAAUGUGAAAUAUGAAAAUGCGAGACAAGAAUUAGAACUGGAAGUAGUUUCAUUGACAGCUUGUAGUGCCGACAAAUUAUCGUUAUUAUAUUGGCUAAUAUUUCUUAGAUCGAUUCCUGGCGGCUAUACGAGUUUAGAUGAUGGAGUGAAUGGUGCUCAACAUUACAAAUUAACAACUGGAGCACAAAAUAUUUCUGUUUUGUUAGCUCAGCAGUUAGCUAGAAAAUAUGGACAAGAUUGCAUUGAAUAUGAACAACCUGUUCAAACUGUUAACUACGAAGAAGACACAGUUAUCAGAGUAAUAACUGCAAAUCGAGAGUAUUCGUGUCGACGUCUAUUAUUAGCGUUUGCACAUACACUUCUUUUGCAAAUUCAGUUUUCACCAAAAUUGCCAAAAAUAUAUCAAGAAUUAAGUUCAUCAAUGAUCAUGGGUCAAUGUAUAAAAACAAUCUUUAUUUACAAUCAAGCCUUUUGGAGAAUAAACAACGUAACUAAUGAAGAAUUAAGUAGUGAACAAGCCCUAGAAGGUCCUUGCUAUAACCUGUUCGAAGCUCCCCUUCACAAUGACACUCAUCAUGCAUUAAUUGGUCUUAUUGUUGGCGAUUUAGCUUCCAAAUGGAGUAAACGACCUGAAGAAGAUUUAAUUCAAGCAAUUACAACACAAUAUCAACGAUUGUAUAGCUGUCCUGAUGCAAUUCCAAUUAAAACUUGUAUUCAAUACUGGCCAAAUGAAAUAUAUAGUGGCGGAUGUUAUGCAGGAACAUUUCCACCCAAAGUCUUGACAAAAUAUCAUCAUUUACUGAGAAAACCGAUAAUAGAUGAACGAAUUUGGUGUGCAAGUACGGAGACAGCUUUACAAUGGAUCGGCUAUAUGGAAGGAGCGAUACAAGCGGGCGAAGCAAUAUAUAAACAAAUUAGUCAGACUAUUAGAUAA
Didymodactylos carnosus is the source of this 1404-nucleotide messenger RNA. The record is from the annotation of a GenBank genome assembly. NCBI's taxonomy places the organism in Eukaryota, Metazoa, Rotifera, Eurotatoria, Philodinida, Philodinidae.